CUGCCAGGAUGAGCUUCCCAAAUUCCAGCCAACAUCCAGGAGCUGGGAAUUCCUGCAGGAUCACCCUUGGACAAGCCAAUCAGGUGAUUCCCAAAGUUCCUCUGCUGAGGAUCCUGCAGGCUGCAGGGGCCCAGGGAGAGACCUUCACCCUCAAAGAGGUGCCCGAGGAUGUGUGCUUGGAUGAGCUGGAGGAUUCCCAGUGCCUGAGUGAUGACACGGACACAGAGGCAGCUUCUGAGGAUUGCUGGCAAUGCUCCAAGUGCAAGAAAUUCAACUCUCCAGGGAAAAGGUACUGCUACCGCUGCUGGGCCCUGCGCAAGGACUGGUACCGGGACUGCCCCAAACUGCCCCAUUCCCUGUCCCUCUCCAACAUCAAUUCCAUGGAAAAGCAGGAGCAGGAGGAAGGGAUGGAUGUCCCAGACUGCAGGAGGACGAUUUCAGCUCCUGCUGGCCAAGCCAAACACAUUUUCCUUGGAGAAUCCAAACCCUUGAUGGAUCCCGGCGGCUCCAUCGAGUCCUUGGAUCUGGCGCGGGAUGGCAAAAAUCGGGAUUUUGGCAAAAUGAAGAAAGAGGAGGAGGUGGAAUCUUUGGAGAGCAUCAAAACCCUGCUGAACCCCUGCUUCCUGUGCCAGCACAGGCCUCGGGAUGGCAACAUUGUCCAUGGAAGGACUGCUCACCUGGUGGCCUGCUUCAGGUGUGCCAGGAUGCUGAAGAAGAAGAAAUCGCCGUGUCCCGUGUGCAGGAAGGAGAUCAAGAUGGUCAUCAGGAUCUUCAUGGGGCAGCAGGGCCCUUGGCUCCUAAAAUCAUAAUUUUUUUUUUGCACUCAAAUCUCCCAUUUCAGUGCAGGAAAGAGAUCAAGGAUGAUCACCGGGAUCUUUGUGGGAUUGCAGAAUCUCCUGCCCCUAAAUUAAGCCCAAAAUGAAGAUUUUUGCACUCAAAGCCCAAUUCCAGAGCUGAGCCAGUGAAACCAAAGAAAACCAAGAUUUAAAUCCCACCAAGAAUCCUCUGCAGGAUCCACUUUGCCGUGGAAAUCUCCUCCAGAUCAAAAUCCCAGCUUGGAAAUUUUCCCAAAUUUCCCAAUUUUAUCCCUUGGGAUUCUUUCUCCUGACCAAGAACAGAAGAUUUGGGAAAAAUUGUGACUUUUGGAAUGUUUGGUUUUUUUUUUUUUUAAUCCUAAGUCCUGACUUGUGCAAUUCCUUUGGAGCUGAGUGAUAAAAAUGGAAAUAAAUAUUUAUGGUGGGAGGGCAGGGGAUCUGGUU
Molecule: messenger RNA, 1259 nt
Organism: Sturnus vulgaris (Common starling)
Lineage: Eukaryota; Metazoa; Chordata; Aves; Passeriformes; Sturnidae
Source: RefSeq, a predicted model, not a curated record